Messenger RNA from Nomascus leucogenys (northern white-cheeked gibbon), 2146 nucleotides. RefSeq names its product leucine rich repeat containing 61 (gene LRRC61). Lineage: Eukaryota; Metazoa; Chordata; Mammalia; Primates; Hylobatidae. The record is from RefSeq and is a predicted model, not a curated record. Gene Ontology annotation, cellular component: cytoplasm. Gene Ontology annotation, biological process: outer dynein arm assembly. Gene Ontology annotation, molecular function: protein binding.
GGCCGCCAUCUGCCCGGAGACUCGCACCUGUGACCACCACCCAACAUGUAUUGAAUAAGGGCUUGGAGGUCCUUUCUCUAAGGCCGCACCGAUAAACGAUUACCGACUGUUGACUUCACGGCCCCUUCGCUUCCGGCCGCACUGCCUCGCUGCCCACGCCUGCGCACUCAGGCGCCGCAGGCAGGAGGAACGUACCAACUGCGGGGCGGGGGGUGCCCGCGAAGACCCCCGCAGGCUGCGCUCCCGGAACUAACCCCUGGCGCAUCCCGGAAUCCAGAGCGCCUACUGCGGCCUUUGGCCAGGCCCCCUGGGCGCGUUCCGGGAGCUCAGGCCUGCGGCGCUGGGAGAAGCACGUUGGCCAACACGUCGGGUGGUGGGCGCGCGGCCCAGGGGUCAGGGGCCGCUAGGCGGCGGGCGGCGGGGCUGCGGCUCUUACCUGCAGAGGAGGCACCGGCUCUGCGGUGCGGAGUUGCGCCGGACUUCCCAGCUUGGCCAGUGGCUCCGCAGGCUGCCGGCUCCACCCCUCAGAUUCAUUUGAAUUCAAGGUUGGCUCUCAACAGUGCCAACUGCACUGUCAUCCUAAAGUACUUCUGUGGAAGAGAACAUGGUGGUGUUACUGUUGUACCAGUGAUGACACAAAAUCCCAGAUCUACCUGACGGGUCUGCGAGGAUUGAAGAUUGUGCAGCAAUAGCCUAAGGGACUGGCUGGCUUCGAGCAGGGCAUUGGAACCAGGCCUCCUGCCACUGGCCUGGGGAGAGUGGAAGGUGCCUGCUUUGGGGCGAGCACCGGCUGACCCCCAGUGGAACCCUGUGACAGUCCUGCCAGGGCCCAGGCCAUCCCAACCAACUUCCAUCUCAUGGAGCCUCCAGGGGAGAAGCCGGGAGACGCUGGUGGGCUGCAGAUCACACCCCAGCUGCUGAAGUCACACACAGGCGAGUUCUCCCUGGAGUCCAUCCUGCUGCUGAAGCUGCGUGGCUUAGGACUGGCUGACCUGGGCUGCCUGGGGGAGUGCCUGGGCCUGGAGUGGCUGGACCUAUCAGGCAACGCGCUCACCCACCUGGGCCCGCUGGCCUCCUUGCGCCAGCUAGCUGUGCUUAAUGUCUCCAACAAUCGGCUGACAGGCCUGGAGCCACUGGCCACCUGUGAGAACUUGCAGAGUCUCAAUGCUGCAGGCAACCUACUGGCCACCCCGGGCCAGCUGCAGUGUCUGGCCAGGCUACCAUGCCUGGAGUACCUGCGGCUCCGAGACCCUUUGGCCCGACUCAGCAACCCGCUCUGUGCCAGCCCCUCCUACUGGGCUGCAGUCCGGGAGCUGCUGCCUGGCCUGAAAGUCAUUGACGGUGAGCGUGUGAUUGGGCGCGGUAGUGAGUUCUAUCAGCUGUGCCGAGACCUGGACAGCUCCUUGCGUCCCAGCUCCAGUCCAGGCCCCAGAGCCACCGAGGCCCAGCCCUGGGUGGAGCCAGGCUACUGGGAGUCCUGGCCCAGCCGGAGCAGCUCCAUCCUGGAGGAGGCCUGCCGGCAGUUCCAGGACACACUGCAGGAGUGCUGGGACCUGGACUGCCAGGCCAGCGACAGCCUGGCUCAGGCGGAGCAGGCACUCAGUUCUGCGGGCCCCACCUCUUCCUUUGUCUUCUGAACAUGGCCCAUGGCCCAGGACAGCCUGGCAGGUGGCCUCACUGCCCCCAGCUACCCUCCCUGCCCCCACACUCGUCUUGGUUGCUUCACACUGGUUACUGGCCCUGCAUACUGGGCUAUUGCUGUUUCCCUAUCCUAAGAACAGCCCCUCCCCACCAUCCCUCCACAUGCUGCAAGGACACACUGAAGGGCCUCGAGCAGGUGUAAGGGCUCCCACCACCCGUGAGCCUGUGUCCGCAGCUGCUACCACUCCGGGCUGCUCCAGUCUGCGACUUAGUGGAAGGAAGUACUUCCUCCUGGAGCUAUAGGCGAGAAAGGUAGGGAUGGGCCAGCCUCCCGUCCCAGCUGUUGGGAGAGAGUAGGCAGGCUGAGUGGCCCAGAGCACUCCAGGAAGCGGGACUCCCCUACCUUGCAAAUGUGCCUCUCCAGACUGCUCCUGCACUUCCCUCCCAUACCUUCUCUGCCCGUUCUCGUCCACACAUCUAUUAAAUGCUUCUGUUUUCAUUUGCA